Messenger RNA from Scylla paramamosain (green mud crab), 2238 nucleotides. Its product is annotated as beta-1,3-glucosyltransferase-like. The transcript is spliced from 13 exons. Gene Ontology annotation, cellular component: membrane. Lineage: Eukaryota; Metazoa; Arthropoda; Malacostraca; Decapoda; Portunidae. The record is from RefSeq and is a predicted model, not a curated record. Bases 303 to 1682 code for a protein of 459 amino acids. Gene Ontology annotation, molecular function: acetylglucosaminyltransferase activity; N-acetylgalactosaminide beta-1,3-galactosyltransferase activity.
UGCCGUUAGGAAAGCAAACGUCAGGUGCCAAACAGCACCCGAUUGGCGACCACUCCUCACUUCAUAGGGGAGGUGCGGUAGAGUUGCAGCACCAAAUUAAAUACUCCAUGCUAUGCAAUGGGGUUAUCGCUGAUAUACAGUGAAGGCUUCCUGAAAGCACCAUGAAUGAUUCCUCAACGUACUUUAAAAGUCAUCAGUGUGCAGUGGGAGUUGUCAGCAUGCACAAUGCAGGGACUUACAACACACAGUGAAGGAGCCCUCAAAACACAGUGAAGAAGCAAAGUAUCUAUACACCCUACAGGAUGAAGGUUGUGACAGGCACCUUAAUGGUGUGCCUUAUGGUGAUGGUAUGGAUCACAGUUGGUGCAUCAUCCUCCUCCCAACAUACAGAGAGUUUGGUGUUUAUAAUUGUGGAUGCUGAGAACUCCAUGCCAAAUGCGCACAACUUGGCUGCUAGUCUUUCUUCUCAGGCUGCUCAGCUGGAUGUCCCUGUUGUUAUCUACAGUACAUCCAGGGAGUGGCCAGAUGGGGGUUCCUGGACAUACUUUCCAAUGUUAGAUCGACUGAACAGUAAGCAUGGAAGCAGCAAGAGCUGGAUGGUGUUUGUUGGCAAACAUACCAAAGUAAAGAUGGCCAAUCUGCUACAAGUGCUCAGCACCAAGGAAUCUUCACAGUUAGUGUUCAUGGGUCGGGGUUUGCAGGAUCAAGAGGAAACCAUCAUCCAUCACUUCGCUCGUGUGGAUCCCAAGCAACCUUUCCUUUAUCCAGAUGUCAGGGCUGGCAUGGUCCUUUCAGGGGCACUCAUCACCAGGCUAUCUAAGAAGUGGGCAGGUUCCAAGAUAAAGGCAGCUACAGAAAUAAACAUUGAUGCUUCUUAUGAGUUUGGAAGCUUUGUAAAGUCAGCAGGCAUAGAGUUGACCACAGACUCAGCCUUUUGUGUCAAGGAUGAGGACCACUGUGCCAUUCUAUAUUCCCCACCAACUAAUUGUGGCAAAGCUGCAGAUGUGAGCAAGAUUCAUUUUGCCAUCAAGAGUUGGCAGCAGAACCACAAUAAGCGACUGCCAAUCUUGUAUGGCACAUGGCUGAAGCAGAUCACCAACUAUGCCAUUUAUAGUGAUGUUGAAGACUCAUCUUAUGGAACAGUGUCACUUGGAGUGCCCAACACUGAACAAGGACACUGUGGCAAGACGAUGGCAAUAAUCAGGCAUGCAGCCCAAAUGGAAGGGAUGCACUGGUUAUUCAUAGCAGAUGAUGACACACUCCUCAGUACUGAGGCAUUGAGUGAACUGCUGGCCUGCCAUGACCACACUCAGCCAGUGGCACUUGGAGAGAGGUAUGGGUAUGCAGCAGCUCUGCCUCAUGGUUAUGAUUACAUAACUGGUGGAGGAGGCAUGGUCUUCAGUAAACCACUGGUGAAAAUGUUGGCAAGCCCUGGAGUGUGUCAGUGUCCCAGCAAUGAUACACCAGAUGACAUGUUUCUGGGCAUAUGUCUCCGCAUCCUCAGCAUCCCUAUCACACACUCUUCUGCUUUCCACCAGGCUCGUCCCAUGGAUUAUCCUAAGGGUAGGUUGGAAGGAGAAUGGCCAGUCUCCUUUCAUAAAUUUUGGAUGGUGGACCCUUAUCAUGUAUUUUCCCACUGGCUCCAACCCAGACCUCCCACUCACCCUCAGGAUGAACUGUAGGAUGAUUGAUGCUGUUGCCUCCCUAGGUCACUCAAAACUCACAAUGACACCUGAGAUAUUAAUUCUUUUUAGCAGAGAUUUAGAGAAGUCAGCCAUGGUUUGCUUGGGGAUUGAAAACCUUGAUAAAAAUUAUCCUAGUGGGUAUCAUCAAAAUUAUAGGGACUAACAUCAUAACACAUGAUUUGUGCAACAUUACAAGAUCAUAAAUCUACAUCAGCACCAUCUCAUGUGACAUACUCAGUCCACAUUAAAAUAUCUUCUCAAGUUAGGGAAUCUGCCUGGAGUGUGUUGGAGGCUGGGAGAACAUGCACCUGCUGGGCCUUGCUAAAGUUGUACACCUGACCAGGGCUGAAAGGUUGCAGGCGGGGCACUGAUGAGGCACUCCCAACAUGCUCCACCUUCCUCCCACCUUCUGUCAACACAUUUUAUAAUGAGCUUAAAUAUAUUCACAUUUUAUAGUGAGCUUAAAUAUAUUCUGUUACUUUAUGACCCAUAAUUGUAACUUUAAGAUGAAAAUUGUGUAAGUUAUGCAAAAAUAUUUUUUUCUUUAAUUUAA